This is a messenger RNA of Dicentrarchus labrax (European seabass), 876 nucleotides long. RefSeq names its product interleukin 21 (gene il21). The transcript is spliced from 6 exons. Lineage: Eukaryota; Metazoa; Chordata; Actinopteri; Moronidae. Gene Ontology annotation, cellular component: extracellular region. The record is from RefSeq and is a predicted model, not a curated record. The coding region runs from base 69 to 512 and encodes 147 amino acids. Gene Ontology annotation, biological process: immune response. Gene Ontology annotation, molecular function: cytokine receptor binding.
UGCAUUUCCAGUAAAUCUUUCGAAACGCGACUUUUGGUGAUCUAGUGCCUGCUGCCGACACUGAGACUAUGAAGCUGCUUGUGUUUUGCCUUUUUGCAGUCUGCUGCUGUUCUCUGGCCAACUCAACAUCAAACAGGAUUUUGCAGAGGAAAAAGUUACAAGAAAUCCUGAAACAGCUGAAGGAUGUGAGACAAAGCCUGCAGAUGCAGCAGAAUGAUCAGAUGCUGAAUACUCCAGAGAACAUUGGGGACUGCUGCAGUCUGUCAGCCUUGGAAUGCUUUCGGGCUAAUCUGCAGGUGAAAUUCAACAUGACAAACAAGAAACACAUCAAAUUUUACAGGAGCCUCAACAAUACCAUUACUGUUCAAGGUUUGGACUUUUGUAAUUCACCAAAUGGGAAGUCCACCUGCCCAGACUGCCUCUCACAUCCAAUGAAAAAUGCCAAUGAGUUUUUCAACGGACUGAUGACUCUUAUUCAAAAGGGAAUCACCAGACUGAACAGCAUGAACUGAGAAGAGGAUGACCAAGUGACCAAGGAUUGAAUGUAGAGAAGACACUACGCUGAAAAGAUGCUAAACAUGUUAUAGCCUUCUAAAUAUUUAACUAUAUACUUAUUUAAUAUUUAUUUAGAUAGUGGUGAUGAACCUACUCAAGCUAUGGAGAAGGUAUUCUCAUGAGAGCUGCUGUGCUGCCACCCAGUGGACGUUUUUGGAUUUUCUUUUUCACUGAAAGUGAAAGUUAAUUUAUUUGUUGUAGUUCUCAAAGAAUAUAAAGUAUAUACUGACAUUUAUACUGUGUAUGACGUGCUUAGUACUGACAUUUUUUUGAUCGAAAAAAUUGUGUCAUCUGAAUAUAUUAAACUGAUUUUAACACAGA